Prunus avium (sweet cherry) is the source of this 682-nucleotide messenger RNA. The record is from RefSeq and is a predicted model, not a curated record. NCBI's taxonomy places the organism in Eukaryota, Viridiplantae, Streptophyta, Magnoliopsida, Rosales, Rosaceae.
AGGCUUAAACAGUGCAUUUCUACUGGUUUUAAAGAGAUCCAUCCUCUAUUCCAAACACACAUUCAAAGGAUAAAAAACUUUCUUUUCAGCUUUCAUCAAUGGCAGAUGGAUCUCGAACUGAAGCUGAACAACUGAACAAGAGCCCCAAGGAAAAGUCUGGAGAAAGAAAUGAACAAGAGCUUUCGCAAAAGGAAAAUAGUGAGACCUGGAAGAUUCAUAGGAAUGAAAUCAGCUCAUCUGAAGGCACAGACGUUGGGGUUUUCAACUUCGACAACGAAUAUCGUGCAGGCUGUAUUGAUGGUCUUGAAGCAAGGAGGGGUCGAAACUACAACAUUGAGGGCAAUAGAAUCCAUUCAGACAAAGGCCAGCGGGUUGGGAUCGGCAAUUUUGGCAACAACUACUCCAUGUCCAACUUAUCAUUUUUUCUUGGUGGGCUUAUUAUUCUAGCUUUUGCUAUAAAUUAUAUAUAUAGCGAAGCUAGCGGUACGAACAACAAGAAGGAAAUAUAAAUAAGAUAAAAAGGAAAGGGGCUGUUGAAUAAAUAGGCUUGAAUUUCCAAGAAGAAAAAAAAAACAAGAGAUGUAUGGUUUGGAAAUUUAUGGCCACCAGAGCUCCUACACUCGAACUUUUCUCUGAAUCUGAAUGUUAUUUCUCUUAUAUUUAUGUAUUUCUUUUCUUCUUC